AUACUCUGCGUACCUGAGCAGGUUCGGAGUGAAGAAAAAGGAAGUUCCAGUGCUGUUCAUACUCCUUCUUGCUUGCGUUUUUAACACAAGGUGAGGGUUGGCCUGUCACAAGAUAAAUAACGCAAUCAGCAUGCAGAUAUCCAAAACAAGGAAUGGGUACGCCGAAGUGCCAGCAAAGGCUUGUCUGGUGACGCCUAGAUCGAAGCGUCCGAUGAAGAUGACUGGAUCUGAAUCAAAUACCUCUUCUGCUAUAAAUCAAUCGAAACAUCUCACUGACAGAAGUCCCAGGAUCGAAUGCCGCACAGCCAAAGCCUUGGAGACUGAGAGGAGACGGCCGAGUAGGGUCACUGAAUUGGAAUGUCAGAUCACUCAGCUGCAGGAGGAUCUGAAGAAGACAAGGGAUCAGCUGAACUUAACUGAAUCAUGGAAGAGACGAGCCCAGCAGGAAGCAGAAGAGGCCAAGAAGGAACUUCUGGUCAUGUCUCUAAAGCUGGAAGACUCCCAGGGCCAGAUGGAGGAGCUGUCGGCGGCAGAGGACGCUCGGAUUCAAGAACUACGAAAGAUUUCUCAGGAACGCGACCGUGCAUGGCAGUCCGAGCUGGAAGCUAUCCAGAAUCAGCACUCGGUUGACACUGCCGCGCUGGCCUCCGCCAUGAACGAGAUGCGGAGGCUGAAACUGCAGCUUGAGAUGGUCCUUCGAUCCGAGGCCGCACUCGCAAAGAAGUCUGAGGUUCAUCAUUUAGAGAUCCAGUCCUCGAAAACGAAUCUGGCAGAGGCAUCUUUCGCCAUCGAAAACCUCAAAGUCCAGCUCAGAAGCAGCGAAAAAGCCGAAUCCGAGGCGAAAUCCACGCUUACCGAGACGAGGAGACAAUUGGAAUCUGCCCAGAGUACAAUCGAGUCUCUCCUUAGUGACGGAUCAAAACUCAUGGAGUCCUUCAGCAUCGUAGCUACCGAGUUGAAAGAAUCCAGAACGGGAGUCAAGUUACUCGAAGAAACUGUAAAGAAACUGCAGCACGAACAGUUUACCGCUCAUAUACAACCCUCAGUCGAUUUCGGCGAUCCAAAGAAGAUCUGCUUUGGUUCUUCAGAUUCCGAGGCGGAACAGUUGAUGUCAACACUUGAAGAUGCUCUGGUCGAGCAUCAACAAGAGCAGAUCUUAAGCAUGGUGAAGCUCCAAUGCACUUAUGAGAUGAUGGACAAAAUGAGUACCGACUCCAGAUUCAGAGAAUCUGAACUAAAAUCGAGACUAAGCGAAGCUGAAUCAGAGAUCACCGUGUUGCAGACCAGUCUGUUCGACAGGGAAGUGGAGCUACGCAGGAUCUCAGAUAUGAACAAGAAGCUGCUCGCAGACAUGGACAAAAUGAGUACCGACUCCAGACUCAGAGAAUCUGAACUAAAAUCGAGACUAAGUGAAGCUGAAUCAGAGAUCACCGUGUUGCAGACCAGUCUUUUCGACGGGGAAGUGGAGCUACGCAGGAUCUCAGAUAUGAACAAGAAGCUGCUCGCAGACAUGGAUAAAAGACGGGAACAUCAAAUUCAAUCUGAAGCUGAUGUCAUAUCUUUGAAGACCAAACUGGCCGACAAGGAGACGGCACUGCGGAGACUCUCUGAAGACAAUGAGAAAUUGAAACUGGAGCUGAGGAGGGUGGAGACAGAGAAGCAUAAUGCUUGCGAAGCAGCAGCGGCUGAGAUGAUGACCACGAAGACCGCGCUGACGAAGCUAGGAUUCAUCUCCGAAGAAGCCGAAAAACACAGCGAAAGGGCUACAAGGGCGGCGGAGGAGCUGAAGGCAGCUCAAGCGGCGAAGACAGAAAUGGAGGCCGAGUUGAGGAGGCUGAAGGUGCAAGCGGAGCAGUGGAGGAAGGCUGCUGAAACAGCUAUCGUGAUGCUUACGGCUGAUCAAACGGCUGGUGCUGCGGAUUCCGAUUACAGGUCUGCUGCGGGGAAGCUGGUGAGCCUACAGUUCUCCGACGACUUGGAUGAGGAAUCCCCGGGGAAGAAGAAAAGCCAUGUCCUUGGAAGAAUCAGAGGGAUGUGGAACAAGGACCAAAAGUGACGGACCAAUUUGCAUUUCCAGUUUGUAGUGCUAAUCCAAAACCUUGGUUUCUUUUCAGUUCCGAAACAAUAAAUCACCAUUUCUCUA
Musa acuminata subsp. malaccensis (wild Malaysian banana) is the source of this 2143-nucleotide messenger RNA. Its product is annotated as interactor of constitutive active ROPs 2, chloroplastic-like. The record is from RefSeq and is a predicted model, not a curated record. Lineage: Eukaryota; Viridiplantae; Streptophyta; Magnoliopsida; Zingiberales; Musaceae.